AUGAUGUGGCUCGCGGCCUUCGCAGUUGGCCUCUGGGCCUCGCCAGCCGCCGCGGCCGCCCAGGCGACUCACUCGACCGCUCUAUACCAGCAAUUUUUCCCAGCCUGGGACGAGAUGCUUAAAGGGUAUCUGGAGCACGACUGCCAGCAACAAAUUACGGAUUACCGAAACGCCAGCUUCAACAACACGCACAUCAGCUAUGCCGUGUUUGGCUGCCUACUGGAGCAGUUUCCCGAAUAUCGCAAGGCAGAGUUGAGCGCUGCAGCCGUGGUUCUCGGCCUCGCUCCGACAAUCCUGCAAAUGGUCAGUCCUACGCCUGUCGAUACCGCCAUGGUCAGCCUCCGCCGUCCCAUCCUCGCCUUACUGCUCAGCCUGGCCUCGCCGGCGACAGUCUUCUCCGAGGCGGUGAAAUACGCAGACGUAAUCGAUGCCUUGUCGAAGCCCCUCUCCAGGCAAUCUCGCCGCAGCUUCCCCUACACAGCGGGUAGGCUGCUGGGCGGUGGCGGCACGCGGAACUACAUGAGCAGUCUCGUAUCAGGGAUUCAGUACACCCUGGCGCUAGCAGCAGUGGCCAACAGUGCGUAUCGCACAUACCAGCUGUGCGUAUGGACCGUAUGCUCGUUCUCGCCCAUCACAGUGUUUCUGCCUGCGUUGUGGCACGGAACGGUAGUGCUUCUUCAUUUGGGAGGUUGGAUUGCGCUCCGCCUAAACUUGCAAAGGACAGAUGGGGUCAAAAAGGCAGGGCAAGGGACAGAGGAACACCACUGGCAAGGAAUGACGGACGGAUGGGGAAGCCGAGUAAAAUCGUUGUUUAAGAACGAGACUACUCCCUCAGCAUUUGCAAAGAAGCUGCCAGCAGAGAGCCGAGUAGCUGGUCCCGCGCCAUUCUUUUCUGCCGUGAUAGCAGCAUUAUACGCCGGUGUGCCUGUCCACGUUCUGUACGGCACUCUGGUGCUCUCAAGUCUCACUUUCAUCAGCGCUUUCGAUUCCAUCUCCGUAGUGGCCUUCUACGCUAUCAGCACAAUAGUCAGCAAAGCCAUUGUCUAUUUUGAGUGCGCGGGUAUUCAGGCUGUGGCCUGCCAGACUUUAGACGCUGCCAACGAGGGGGACGAGAUGAAUGGGUAUUCUGCGCUGUAA
Molecule: messenger RNA, 1137 nt
Organism: Akanthomyces muscarius
Lineage: Eukaryota; Fungi; Ascomycota; Sordariomycetes; Hypocreales; Cordycipitaceae
Exons: 3
Coding region: 1-1137 (378 amino acids)
Source: RefSeq, a predicted model, not a curated record